GUAAAAGUCAAAGAAGGUUUGUCAUUCGCACAGAAAAAAAAUAGAGACUAGUUUUAACUAAGGAGCUGAUUGAAUUAGGAAGUUUUAAGUGCAAAUGUAUAUGUUAAGAUUCAGCAAGACAGAGAUCAUACCAUCCUUGCACCAUGAAAUGAAGGGGAAGGAGCAUCCAAUUUUAAGAGACGAAAUAUCCAUACCCAUAACUCUGGCAUCAACGAUAGUAGUAACAUAUAUGUAGCAAAG
Acanthoscelides obtectus is the source of this 240-nucleotide messenger RNA. The record is from the annotation of a GenBank genome assembly. Lineage: Eukaryota; Metazoa; Arthropoda; Insecta; Coleoptera; Chrysomelidae.